CAAGGAGAAAUGCCACGGGCUUUUAAGUGGAGCUAUUUUGGGAUUUAUGUGUGCCUUUUUCUACUGGAUUUUCACUUCCAAACGGUGGUCGGACAGCUCUCUUACUCAAUUUCAGAGGAGGUAAACGUGGGGACUCCUGUUGGAAAUAUAGCCAAGGAUUUGAAUAUCAAUUUAAAAGAGCUGGAAUCUCGCAUGUUUCAGAUAGUUACUGGAUCAAAACGAAAAUUCUUUGAGGUAAAUACAAAGACUGGUGCCCUGUAUGCUAAUGAGAGAAUAGACAGAGAGGAGCUUUGCUCAGAUGAACUAAAAUGCUCUGUAAGUGUUGAGGCUGUGAUUAAUAAUCCAUUAAAGCUUUAUCGUAUAGACGUGGACAUUUUAGAUGUGAACGACAAUGCUCCACUCUUUACUACCAAACUGCAAAAUUUAUUUAUUGCAGAAAGUACAUUACCGGGAGUGAAAUUUGCAUUAUCUGAAGCAACUGAUGCAGAUGUGGGGAAAAACGGUGUUAAUACUUACAAAUUAAGCCAAAAUGAACAUUUCUCUUUAGCGGUGCACAAAGCCGGUGACACUGUGUCUGCUGAGUUGGUGUUGCAAAAAGCUUUGGACCGGGAAAAGCAAGCCGUGAUCACCAUGAUAUUGACUGCUGUUGAUGGAGGAAAUCCCCCAAAAUCAGGCACUUCGCAGCUCGUUGUCAAUGUGUUGGACAUUAAUGACAAUAUUCCGGUAUUUAGUGAGUCUUUGUACAAAACAAAGAUACCCGAAAACGCCCCUCGUGGGACAACGAUAAUCACAGUGAACGCGACAGACGCAGACGAGGGCCUCAACAGUGAGAUCAUCUAUUCUCUGAGAAGUAAGGAUCAAGACCGAAUACUUGAUAUAUUUGAAAUUGAAAAAGAGACGGGGGUCAUCAGAGUUAAAGGAGACAUAGAUUUUGAGGAGAAAAGAGCCUUUGAGAUACGUGUUGAGGCGAGUGACAGAGGCCAGCCUCCGAUGUCUGCUCAUUGUAAGGUGUUGGUGGAGGUGGUUGAUCUAAAUGACAAUGCGCCUGAGAUCACCGUGACGUCCCUACAUAACACGGUGAAGGAGGAUGCUGCUGUAGGCACUGCAGUUGCACUUGUGUCAGUCCUCGACAGAGACGGUGGCAAAAAUGGCGAGAUUCAAAUCGAGAUUAAAAAUGAUGCUCCGUUCAAACUAGAAACAAACUAUAAGAACUAUUAUUCUCUGCUAGUUGAUGGGCCGCUGGACAGGGAGCGCGUAUCUAUCUACAAUGUGACUAUAGUUGCUAAUGAUAAAGGGAGCCCACCGCUCUCCAGCACCAGUAUGCUUUCCAUUCAAGUUUCUGAUGUCAAUGAUAACGCGCCUCUGUUCCCAGAGGCUGCAAUUAAUGUAUACGUAAAUGAGAAUAGUCCGGUGGGAUUAGUGAUUAAAACUGUAACUGCGACUGAUGCUGACAGCGAUUUAAACAGCAAAAUCUCCUAUUCAUUUCUUGGAAGUAAAAGUAACACUUUACUGUCAUCCACAAUGGUAAAUAUCAAUUCAGAGACAGGAGAAAUUAUAAGUCUGCAGUCUUUUAACUUUGAAGAGAUGAAAACGUUUCAGUUCAAAGUUCAGGCCACAGACUCUGGAGUUCCUCCACUCAGCAGCAACGUGUCCGUCAAUGUUUUUAUCCUCGAUGAAAAUGACAACAGUCCAGCCAUUCUUGCUCCUUAUUCUGAGCACAGCUCCGUCAACAGUGAGAACAUCCCAUAUUCUGCAGAAGCAGGAUACUUUGUGGCAAAGAUCAGGGCUGUGGAUGCAGACUCUGGAUACAACGCACUGCUUUCUUAUCACCUGUCUGAACCCAAAGGAAACAACCUGUUCAGGAUCGGAACCAGCACGGGAGAAAUCAGGACAAAGAGGAGGAUGAGUGACAAUGACCUGAAAACUCAUCCCUUGGUGGUGCUGGUUUCUGACAAUGGAGAGCCCUCCCUCUCAGCUACUGUCUCCAUUGAUGUGGUGGUUGUUGAAAGCACCGCUGACAUCCAGACUCAGUUCAGACACGUGCCUGUAAAGGAGGACAGCUUCUCGGAUUUGAACCUGUACCUGCUGAUUGCCAUCGUGUCAGUGUCCGUCAUCUUUCUGCUGAGUCUCAUCAGUUUAAUAGCUGUGAGAUGCCACAGGACAGAGAGCUCUUUCAGCAGGUACAGCGCCCCCAUGAAUCACCACACCCCUGACGGGAGCUGGUCUUACUCCAAAUCUACUCAGCAGUACGACGUGUGUUUCAGCUCAGACACACUGAAGAGUGAUGUGGUGGUUUUCCCUGGACCGUUUCCACCUGUAGAUGCUGAACUGAUCAGUAUAAAUGGAGGAGACACUUUCACCAGAACUCAGACUUUACCCACAAAGGAAAAGGUUAAAUAA
Salarias fasciatus (jewelled blenny) is the source of this 2400-nucleotide messenger RNA. Its product is annotated as protocadherin alpha-3-like. Gene Ontology annotation, cellular component: plasma membrane. Gene Ontology annotation, molecular function: calcium ion binding. Gene Ontology annotation, biological process: homophilic cell-cell adhesion. The record is from RefSeq and is a predicted model, not a curated record. Lineage: Eukaryota; Metazoa; Chordata; Actinopteri; Blenniiformes; Blenniidae.